Setaria italica (foxtail millet) is the source of this 1714-nucleotide messenger RNA. Its product is annotated as probable protein phosphatase 2C 44. Gene Ontology annotation, cellular component: nucleus; cytosol. The transcript has 5 exons. Gene Ontology annotation, biological process: protein dephosphorylation. NCBI's taxonomy places the organism in Eukaryota, Viridiplantae, Streptophyta, Magnoliopsida, Poales, Poaceae. The record is from RefSeq and is a predicted model, not a curated record. The coding region runs from base 383 to 1336 and encodes 317 amino acids. Gene Ontology annotation, molecular function: protein serine/threonine phosphatase activity.
UGGGCCCCACUUUCCGCGGCUCCUCCACAAUCAUCAACACAGCAACCGCCCCUUUCUUCUCCCCUCCUCCUCCUCCUCCUCCUCUCUCCCCUUCACGCCACAGCCACACCACAAGUGUCCGGUUCCGGCCUCAGAAUCGGAUCAAGGCAAGCAACCGGGGACGAAGCCAAGGCCUGGCUCUGGGCUCUGUCUCCCUCCAUCACACGCGAGACGGAGACGCGGCCGCUUCUGCCCGAGGGGCCUGCAUAAAAAGAUCUCGCGCUCCCGCUCCCUCCCACCGUCUUCGUCGCGAGCAAGCUUAAUUUCGUCCAUCCGUCCGCGUCUCGUGACUGCCUGCGGGUGGCGGUUGAUCGGUUUGUGCCGCGGCGAGCUCCCCCCUGACAUGGUCGGCCGGAUGGAGCGGCAGACCGCCUCGUCGUCGGCGUCCUGCUCCCCCUCCGCCGCCGCCUCAUCCUCCUCGGCAUGCGGCGGCAAGAAGCGGCCUGAUUUCCUCAACAUGAUCCGGAGUGCAGCUUGCCUUAAUUCAUCAUCUACUGAUACCGGCAAGGGAAGGAGUAAACUCUCAAGCAACAAAGUCACACAUGGCUUCCACCUGGUUGAAGGCAAGUCUGGCCAUGACAUGGAAGACUACCAUGUAGCAGAGUACAAGUAUGAGAAGAACCAUGAGCUCGGCCUCUUUGCCAUUUUCGAUGGCCAUUUGGGAGAUAAGGUGCCAAGUUACCUGAAAGCUAACCUUUUUAGAAACAUAAUAAAAGAGCCAGUCUUCUGGGAUAGCCCUCAAGACGCGAUAAAAAACGCAUAUCGCUCUACAAAUAAAUACAUUCUAGAAAAUGCCAAACAACUUGGACCAGGUGGUUCCACAGCAGUUACUGCUAUUGUUGUUGAUGGCAAGGACAUGUGGAUAGCAAAUGUAGGCGACUCUCGGGCUGUUGUGUGUGAAAGAGGUUCUGCUAAUCAGCUCACUGUUGACCAUGAGCCACAUACAACUAAUGAAAGACAGAGGAUUGAGAAGCAGGGUGGCUUUGUAACAACAUUUCCUGGUGAUGUUCCUCGGGUAAAUGGCCAGCUUGCUGUUGCUAGGGCAUUUGGUGACCAAAGCCUCAAGGCCCACUUGAGUUCAGAGCCUGAUAUUAGACAUGUACCGAUAAACCCAAGCAUAGAGUUCGUCAUACUUGCCAGUGAUGGACUAUGGAAGGUAAUGAAGAACCAGGAGGCCGUUGAUCUCGUGAAGUCCAUCAAGGACCCCCAGGCAGCAGCGAAGCGGCUGACUACGGAAGCACUCGCAAGGAAGAGCAAGGAUGAUAUCUCUUGCAUCGUCAUCCGUUUCCGCUGCUGAAUCUCACCUGGGCUCGUCGAUUGGGACUACUGUCAGUGAUAAUCUCCCUCUGCCGAAUUUCUGAUAGCAUCUGCUGUACGUAUCUGCUAAAUUUCUGAUAGCAUCUGGUGUACCUAUCCUAGUUGUGGACAGACAUGGAACUAAUUAGGACAGUGAAGACUUGAGGGCUGGGUCUGGGUGGCGAGUGUGUGUGUGUGCAGGGUGCCCAUUCGUCUGUGCGUAUAUACACCAGCACACGCUAGUUGACCGGGACUUCUGUCUGUGCGAACCUUAGUGCUUUGUGUGCUUGUGAUGGUAAUGGACCCAAUGGUGGCAAAGGUUGUUUAUAGGAAACUUAUUGAUUUAUUUGGUUAUAUUUAGUUUGUAUGGCUCACAUUA